Dibothriocephalus latus is the source of this 1086-nucleotide messenger RNA. Lineage: Eukaryota; Metazoa; Platyhelminthes; Cestoda; Diphyllobothriidea; Diphyllobothriidae. The record is from the annotation of a GenBank genome assembly.
AUGUUUGCGAUCUUGCAGAUCGUAUCAGAUUGGCAAGCAUUGAAGCAGAAGGCUGAAAUUACGGAAGAAGAGGAAGUGAACUUUUUUGUGAGGGAAAGCUGGCCAAUGGAGGCGGAAGGACCAAAGUCAUCCGAUAAGGAGAACAUCAAGUACGUCCGGGAGCGGGCUGAACAAUCUGUCGUCGGUAGCGUUGCGGUCUCUGCUAUCACACAACAGCCUCGAGCGUCUGGUGACUUUGCUGGUGGCCUCUUGGAUUCGCAACCACACGACCUUGUUUGGGGCAGGGGUCGCUGGCCGCUGCCUUUUGAGCGAAUUGAAGCAGAAAGCCACAUCCUCUACUCCCCCUCUGGUCUGGAAGUUCCGCUGGAGGUUAAAACGCAAGGUCGGUCAGUUCGCUACGCGGAAGAUGAAGGCCUCUACGUGGGUCAGCUGCCCUUUGUCGCUCCGGCCAAUAUUCGACGACUUGAGAACCGACUGCUUCGAGAAGCAGAGUACCAGUCGGGAGGAGCGGAGAUGCAAAAACAACCCUAUAAAGCUCAGGAUGGCGUCAGUCAAUGGUUCGCGGAAGAUGGGCGAAUGAAGAUGGCUACGUCGCCCCUACGCGAUGUACUUUUUCGACCACUCCAAUCGAUUACCUUCUUCAACAACGUCCCUGAGGAGUUCAACUAUGUUUUCCUUCCGCCCCUGUCAGACCAGGAGAUGCAAAGCUUGGGGCAGAAUUACUCCAGAGUGCACAGCCGCAUACAACGGCCUUUCCAGCUACCCUUCAGGCGCCCCAACGAUGUUGGAACAACACCCGUAGACUUUCAGCAGAUUGAAAUCGAGCUGGCUUCCGUCAGCUUCUCUUUUCAUCCGCUCUUCCUGGCUGAACACGUGUUUGCACACAACCUGCGAAUGCUUGUGAAGGCGUUGGAGGAUAGGGUUGGACGCGAUUAUAUUAAUGCCUGCAUACAGAGGAUUGCUGCCUUAAAAAGGGCCAUAAAACAGUUGGAAGAGAAGGCCGCGCAAAAGGUUAGUCUUUUGCUGACUUCUAGUGGUUUCCGUCCUAGUUGCAAUUUUAAAAAGCUGAAUAGUUUCCAAUCCUGA